GAGUAAAUUUAUAAGUAUUUUGUUAUUUUAACUUCAGUGACAUUUCACAACAAAUAAUUAACCGAAAGAGUCGAAUGAUCAGUCGGUAUUUGAUCGUUCAGUAGUAAACUGGAAUGUGCUUAAAUUGUAGACAGUGAAAAUUUUAACUUUUAACAUAAAAAGAACUAAACUAAAUUAUAAUUAAAAAAAAAAUAAUACAAAAAUUUAAUUGUGUGUAUAAAAAAAGUUAGAAAAUAAUUGUUGACAUUAUGAGUGACCGUGAAUUAAGUUGUAGCAAUACUGCGGGACAAUUUAUGGAUCGUGGCCGUAUGAAUCAGAAUGGUGUAGUGCAACCACUAUUAACAGAUUUAUAUCAAAUAACUAUGGCUUAUGCCUAUUGGAAGUCUGGCAAAACAGAUGAUCAUGCAGUGUUUGAUCUAUUCUUUCGCACAAAUCCAUUCCAUGGUGAAUUUACCAUAUUUGCUGGCCUCGAUGAAUGCAUGAAAUUUUUGGACAGUUUUCAUUAUAGUGAAAGUGGUAAGCAGCGAAGAGAGAGAUGUUUUUUUCAAUAGAAACACACCCAUUUU
Molecule: messenger RNA, 566 nt
Organism: Lucilia cuprina (Australian sheep blowfly)
Lineage: Eukaryota; Metazoa; Arthropoda; Insecta; Diptera; Calliphoridae
Product: nicotinate phosphoribosyltransferase-like
Exons: 3
Coding region: 249-551 (100 amino acids)
Molecular function (GO): nicotinate phosphoribosyltransferase activity
Source: RefSeq, a predicted model, not a curated record